Messenger RNA from Trifolium pratense (red clover), 1366 nucleotides. RefSeq names its product diacylglycerol O-acyltransferase 3. The transcript has 2 exons. The record is from RefSeq and is a predicted model, not a curated record. Lineage: Eukaryota; Viridiplantae; Streptophyta; Magnoliopsida; Fabales; Fabaceae. Bases 84 to 1130 code for a protein of 348 amino acids.
AUUCCACACAGAAAAGGAAACAAAAAAAAAAAACAAAACGUAGAAGUUUCAACUUUCAGCAACUCUCACCGUCACCGUCAGACAUGGAGGUUUCCGGCACCGUUCUCCGUCAGAUAACCUAUAUCUCCGGCGUUGGAACCAACCCCCGUUCUCAUGGCGUGGUUCCACGGAGAGACGUUGUUAGAGUGAGAAUGUCUUCAAUGGAGUCUGGUUUCCGUGACGAUGGUCACGUUCAGUAUUACCAAGAUACCAAAAACAGAGAACCUGUUAUGACUACUAAGAAGAAAUUGAAAUUGCUCAAACGUUUCACUAAAAACGUUUCAUCUUUUCCUCAAUUAGGGUUUGCUUCAGAUUCAAAUCAACCCAAUCUCUUGGAGCACCUUCAAAACCUCACCACGGGUGGUGGUGAGGAAUUACUGAGAGAGCUAGAGAAAGUAAGAGCAGAGGAGAAGGAAUUGAAGAAAAAAAUGAAACAAGAGAAGAAAAAAGCUAAAUCUAAAGCCUCCAAGAUGAAAACUUGUGAUAAAUCUUCAUCUUCAUCCUCUGAAUCUGAGUCAAGUGAUAGUGAAUGUGGUGAAGUUGUUGACAUGAACACCUUCAGAGGAACUAGUGUUGGUGUUGCCACAAAGCCUGUGGAGGAAUUGGAGUUGCAGCCACCGGCUUCACCGGCGGCUUUACUGCCCCAACAGACCACUAUUGGUGCUGAAGGUUCCACACAACAUCAUCAUGUUAUGGAUGUGUGUUCUACAAAUGAUGCUUCUGUUGUUGGGUUUAAGAAAGAGACUAAUGUGGUUAUCCCUGCAGCUCAAAAGAGGAUUGAGGUAUGCAUGGGUAACAAAUGCAAAAAAUCAGGGGCUGCUGCAUUGUUGGAAGAGUUUGAGAAGGUGGUGGGUGUUGAAGGCGCUGGUUCUGUUGUUGGAUGUAAGUGUAUGGGGAAGUGUAAAAGUGCUCCUAAUGUGAGAAUUCAGAAUUCCGUGGAUCAUAGCAUGGUUCAAGGACUUGAUGAUUCUGUUAAGAUUCCAAGUAAUCCUCUCUGCAUUGGGGUUGGUUUGGAGGAUGUGGAUACUAUUGUGGCUAGAUUUUUAGGGGAGAGUCACGAAGAUUUGGGUAUUGCUGCUGCAACUUCUUGAUGCACAAGGCAGUAGAAAUGGCUAGCUAGUGUGCUGAUUGUAUAUAUAUGUAGCGUGGAGGAAAUAUCGUUAUUAUCACUUUCUUCUUAAGUUGUUGAUAUCAACUUCAUUUUGUAUGAAAAUUAGUUUUAUGUACUAUGGUUUUCUAUUUCCUAUUAUCCAUCUGGUACAACUUGCCCUUGGAUUUAUGACUUUAUGUACAGUAUAUGUGAGAAAUUAAAAUGCCAUUCUUUUAA